AGGAGAGAGGGAAGAGAAGGAGAAGAAAAAGAGGGAGAGAGGGAGAAGAGAAAGAGGGAGAGAGGGAGAGAAGGAGAGAGGGAAGAGAAGGAGAAGAGAAAGAGGGAGAGAGGGAGAAGAGAAAGAGGGAGAGAAGGAGAGAGGGAAGAGAAGGAGAAGAGAAAGAGGGAGAGAGGGAGAAGAGAAAGAGGGAGAGAGGGAGAGAAGGAGAGAGGGAAGAGAAGGAGAAGAGAAAGAGGGAGAGAGGGAGAAGAGAAAGCCGGGAGAGAGGGAAGAAUAUGGAGGAUGUCUAAGGCUUGGGGUGUAUGCCUCAGGAAUGUAUUUGGCAGUGGGUAAACACUGCAGGUAGCCUGAACACACACACACGCUCACGCCCAUUCAGUGCCACAUGCUCAUCUGUGCAGACAGUGAACCACUACUACUGUCUACUGCUACUGUACAUGGAACCACAGCUCAGGAAUACUAACAACCACAAACCUGAACCCAUAAAGAAGAUGUGUGUCUGCAACUUACAACAACAAAUGGCAGGAGGGCAAACUCAUACCUCAAUUCCUCAGCUGUAUUAAGGUUGUCUUACAGUAUCACCAUGGCUGUACAAGUGUCGGUGCUGUCCCUAGUCCUCACUCUAGCCCUGGGCCUGAUGCUGAGUGUCUGCAGGCCUGUGUGUGGCACCCCAGCAACAACCCAGGACCUGGACUAUGGAGGGGUUCCUCUCUGGAUCAACCGUCUUCUGGGGGAACCCUCUGUAUUCAGCCUGAGGGGCCGAAUGGACCGGGCAUGGUACAGAGCCAACAACCCCCAGUCCUGCCCUGACCUGUGUGACUGUCCUAUCCAGUGGCCCUCAGCUCUGUACUGUGACCACAGAGACCUGGGAGAGCUGCCGGACAGCAUGUUUUACAAUACACAAUACCUGUUCCUGCAGGGCAACAACAUCUCGUCCCUGCCCUCCUCCUCUCUCACCAACUCCUCAGGACUCCGCUGGCUCAUCCUGGAUGAUAAUCGUCUGCAGACAGACGGGCUGCAGACCUCCACGCUGCAGAACCUGACCCAGCUCCAAUACCUGUUCCUCAACCACAAUGAGCUGACUGUCGUGCCCUCUGGCCUGCCCAGGAGCCUGCGACAGCUCCGACUGGCACACAACCUCAUCACCAGCAUCUCCCCGGGAACCUUUGGGAACUUACAUAAUCUUACAUUGCUGCUACUGCAGGGGAAUAGGUUGAACGUGAUUACAGAGACUGACUUCACAGGCCUGGUGUCUCUUAACCUGUUGAGCCUGAGCGGGAACCUCUUCUCCUCCUUCCCCUCCCACCUUCCUCCCUCCAUCCAGCAGCUCUACCUCUCCAACAACUCUCUGUCUGGCCUGGGGGAGGAAAGUCUACAGGGCUUCACUAAUCUCAGGUACCUGCGUCUGAGCCGCUGUGGUCUAGUGAGCCCUUCCCUCCACCCCCGAUCCUUCAACCUGUCUUCCCUUGUGGAGCUGGAUCUCUCUUACAACAAGCUGACAACCAUCCCCCUGGUUCCCCUCACACUACAAUACCUAUACUUGGAGGCCAACCACAUACAAGAGUUUAACAUCUCUAGUUUCUGUCGGGAGGUGGGUCCUCUGUCGUACUCCAGGAUGAGGAUCCUUCGUCUGGACGGGAACAAGAUGUCCUAUCAUCUACUACCACCUGAAUGGGUCUACUGCCUCCGAGUCCUGCACCACAUAUACAUCUAACCCUGACCUCGUACCUCUAACCACCUGACCCUGCCACAACCCUGCUUUGAAGCUUACCUGGAAAGAUUCUGUCAAGAUUCCACAGGUCCGAACAUUCAGAAAUUAACACACACACACACAUGCACACAAGUACGUCAUUCAAACGCACAUCCUACAAACACACAUCAUUCAUGCCCACUCGGACGCACGUUUGGACACACACAAACGCAAGCAAACGCUUACAUGCUCUCAGAACAGGUCUUCAAUACUCAAUACAUGUAUUUUUUAUUUUAUUUUUUUAUCCUCCAGGAGUAGAGCUGAGGCUCAUUUAAUGUUGUUUUGCUAGUCUCACUGUAACCACCUCAUACUGUAACACAGUCUGAUCAGUGUAUGAAGCACAUAGUCAUUCAAUUCAUCCACAAACAUCACCCACCAAGGCUUGUUAAUACAUCACAGUACUGUAGAGUCAACUUGGAGUUGAACUGAUCCAACACACACGUAUUAAUGCGCACAUUGUAUGCGUUUUGUUACUGUAAAGUUUUACAAUAUCGUCAAUGUUUUGCUAAGGUCAAAUGAUGUGCUUUAUUGGAUGCAUGACUGUAACGCAUUGUUUUGGCAUAUGAACAGAACAAUACAAUUUACACCAUUAUCAAUUGUUUUUACUGUGUUUUUACUAGUGAUGUAGACAUGAAAUACUAUCUGUUUCAUAUAACACAAAACCUUUGUCAAUCCAGAGCGUUAGUCUCUAUAAACCUAGAUUGGUCUCAUUAGUCUAGAUCCUGUUCCUGUUGCUCUAUGGGUAACUAGCGCUCGGUAUGAGAGACACAGAAACAUAACUUCACUAUGAACACAGCCCAUAAAGGCCUGCUGUUAUAUUCAUGGUAACACAAGGUUUGUUAUUCCUGAAUAUCAGUUUCUUAGACCUAGAAAUCACACAUAAUAUAACUCUAUCCCGAGACACACAUUAAUAGAGGUAUAGGUUGCCCCAUGAGUGGAAUUUUAACAUGCCGUGUUCCGUGACGGCAUACCUCUGAACCUAUAGGGGAAAGUGUGUGUGCGUGUGCAUGUGCACGUGUGUGUACUAAUGUCAAUACCAACAUUUGACCGGAGACAUUGCACUUUGCAGACCCAGCCGUUCAGGGGGUACUACAUCUGGACCAACAGCAUACAUGCAAUGGAAACUGUGGCUGAGUGUGUGUCUGUGUGACUGUGUGUGUGUGUGUGUGUGUGUCUGUGUCUCUAAGUGUGUUUAUGGAAAGCCUGUGAUAAAUGGCUAUAUGGAUUUUUUAGGGCAGAUGCCGAUACCAAUUUUUGGGUUUACAUUUUCAGAUCAAACAAUACAUUUGACUUUGUUUUUACCAAUCUAACUACAUACCAAAAUAAUAGUCACAAUUGUAUUUGAAUCGUAAAUAUCUUAAUAAUCUGGGUAAGUCAAGAUGGCUUAGGCCUACUCACAAUACAGGUGAAUGCGUAUUCAAUAGGAGUGUGUGAAUGCAUUGAGUUAUUGAGCAUUUUCCUAGUCAGUGGAGUCCAUGGUGCUACAGAUGACAAGCAAUCAGUUGCCCUUCCAUUUGGGACUUAUAUUAGCCUACUGAUCAGCAACAUUUGCAUAGAAGGAUCUAUCAUGGUCCACACACCAAUGCAAUCAUGAAGAGGACACAACAUCCCCUCUUCCCCCUCAGGAGAAUGAAAAGAUUUGACAUGGGCCCUCAGAUCCUCAAAAGGUUCUACGGCUGCACCAUCUUGACUGGCUGCAUCAUUGCUUGUAUGGCUACUACUUGGCAUCCGGCCGCAAGGCGCUACAAAGUGUAGUGUGUACAGCCCAGUACAUCACUGGGGCCAAGCUGCCUGCCAUCCCGGACCUCUGUAUCAGGCCGUGUCAGAGGAAGGCCGUAAAAAUGGUUAAAGACUCCAGCCACCCAACUCAGCUAUCGCAUGGCCAUGAACAGCUUCUACCCCCAAGCCAUAAGACUGAUAAAUAGUUAGUUAAAUAGUUAACCAAAUAGCUACCCGGACUAUCUGCAUUGACCAUGUUGCACUAACGUUUUUGUCUCAUCACACACACUGCUACUACCCUUUAUUAUCUGUCCCUUUAUUCCUAGUUCUAUGUAUAUAUCUACCUCAAUUACCUCGUACCCUUGUACAUCGACUCGGUACUGGUACCCAAGUUAUUGCUGCUGUUGUGUAUUUAUUACUACGUGUUUAACUUUUCUAUUAUCUCUCCAUUUUCUUUCCCUCUGCAUUGUUUGGGAAGGGCCAUGAGUAAGCAUUCCACUGUCUACAUCUUUCCUUUACGAAUUACAGUAUAUUAUGAAUACAAUUAUACUUCAUUAGAAGCAACCUAAUCUCUUCCUUCAUAAAAGAGGUACGCUGUCUCCUUAACACUUAACACUUUAAUCAUUUUGCAGUUCCAGACGCUCCUCUGUCACAUACAAACAGUUCGACAAGAAAGAGAAAGUCAUUUAACGCAUUGAACAUUUUGGAAGAAAAUCAGCUUGCUUUGGGUUAUGGUUUGCAUAUUAUAACAAAUAAAGUUUUAGGGUAGUAAACUGACAUUAGCUUUAGCUGUAAGCUAGCCAGCUGAAUGUAGCGUCUUUUGCUAGCUAACUAGCAAGCUACCAGGUAUCUUUUUUUUUGUAAAUU
This is a messenger RNA of Oncorhynchus masou masou (cherry salmon), 4339 nucleotides long. RefSeq lists its product as uncharacterized. Bases 587 to 1717 code for a protein of 376 amino acids. The record is from RefSeq and is a predicted model, not a curated record. Gene Ontology annotation, molecular function: protein binding. NCBI's taxonomy places the organism in Eukaryota, Metazoa, Chordata, Actinopteri, Salmoniformes, Salmonidae. The transcript is spliced from 8 exons.